AUGUUUUUAACAAUAGCUGAUGAAUGGUAUUCAAAAUCGCAAUGUACUCAAAAAGAAUACGCAAAUCAUAUGGAUAUUGAAUGUGGAAAUAAAAUUAUUCUCAUUGGAUGGAGUCAUUAUGGAACGAAAAAACGUUCAACAACAAAUCAGCAAGAAUCACAACGAUGUGAACCAUUGGAGAGUGAUUGUAUUAUGGAUUAUACCCAUAAAAUUGCUGAAUUAUGUAAUGGUGUAUCAUUGUGUCAAGUUAUUUUAACUCAACAAUUUAUUCAUAAAUGUUCUGAUGAAGCCACUUAUUUAUUUAUCUCUUACCAAUGUAUAGCAAAUAAUACGAUAAUUGAUAUAUGUUCAAAACGUAGUCUAGAAUCAUCAACAGAAUUACAUUUGAUAACUCCAUCAUUUCCAAAUGAAUAUCCAAAUAAUGUCAAUUGUACAUGUUCAGUCAGUUCAACAGACCAAUCAUCAUCACAACAAGUGACAAUUGAUGUAGAGAGUUUAUCAUUUAAUUUACAAGAUAAUGAUUUUUUAUCAACUUCAACAUCCAUUUCACAGUCGGGUACAUUAUCAUUUGGAUCGUCGAUCGUUGCUGUAGAAAAUCAUAUUGAUUUAACAUUUACAACAGAUGAAACAUUAAGUCAAUCAGGAUUUUGGAUUAGACUACAUGGUUAUUCUUCUUGUGGUCGUGAUGAAUAUUCACUUGGUUCAAAAUGUUUACGAUUGUUUACUAUGAAACAUUCUUGGACAACUGCUCGUGAAAAAUGUCUAUCUAUUGGUAGUCGUCUAUUAAAACUAUACGAUAUUGUUGAAGAAAAAAAAUUAUUAAAUUUUCUUACAAAUGGACAAUAUCAAGAUACACAAUAUUGGAUUGGACUAUAUAAAAAUUCAGAGGAAUGGUUAUGGGAUACAAAACAAAAUAAAAAAUUUUCAAUUAAAUCGUGGUGGCCAUGGCGUACAUCAACCCCAUCGGAUGACAAAAAUUCCGAUGCAUCUAAUUGUGUUCUACGUACACAAGAUGGUUGGGUAAAAAAGCCUUGUGAAAAUGCUUAUGCAUUUAUUUGUGAACGUGAUACCAAUAGAGAACUAAUACCGUUAUCAGUUCGUUGUGGAAAUGCGCAACAACGAUUAUUUCCAAGUCCAACUACAACCACAACUACUUCUUCGUCUAUUCCAUUAUUAACGACCACUACAAUCGUUUCACCAGUAUCAAAAGUACAACUUCCUUUAAUAAAACGAACACGACGGCCAAAUCUUUUUAAUGAACGAGCAAACAACGACAAUAACUCACCAAAUUUAAAUAAUGAAGUAUAUAUUUCUCAAAAUCAACAAUUAGAUCCAUUAGAAGUAAAAAAAAAUGAAUUAAAUGUACAAACUCAACCAUCAACUACAAAACAUACGAUCGAUCCAACAAUAUUGGCUGCUGUUCUUGGUGGCGUCGCAAUAGCCAUAUUUUCUGUAAAUAUUGUUGUUUGUUACAUAUGUAGAAAACGUUCUCAAAAACAAUCAAAAUGUAAAACUCCCGUUGAAUCGCAAUCGUCUUUUACUCAUGAAGAAUUACAACGUAGUCUGAUGCAACAUCUAUAUCAUGAACAAACUAAUACAAUAUCGUCUACUUCAUCUUCAUCAAAUCACUCACAAUCACAAUCAAAUGAUACUACACGAACAACAACUGGCGUAUUAUCAGCACCACCUAUCACACCAAUUUUAUUAGGUUCAACAUCAUCACCUAACAAUAAUACGAAUUUUAAUUUAUUAACUGAUCAACCUACAUCAUUUGAUCAUCAAAAUUAUACAUUAACAAAAUGUCCACAACAUUUUUCUUCAUAUCCUACGUCAAAUAAUCAUCGACCAGGACAUGUUGUAGCAUGUAAUGGAAAUAGUGGAAGUUUAUGUUUUCGUAAUCCACAUGCCGAUUUAAAUACGACUCAAAAUGUUGAUUAUCAUGUUUAUGAAACAAUACCAUCAUCAUCAACGACAGAUACACCAUACAUGCUUCAUUCAGCAUUUAAACCUGUUCUUCAAGGACAAACACAAACAAUUCGUCCAUUUUUACCUAGAACAAAUAUAAUUUAUCGAAAUAGACAACAACCGUUAACGACGGUAAAUACAUCACCAUACGAUACAUCGACGAUAAAUUCGUCAACAAAAAAUAAUCAACAAACUGUUUUAAUACCCGUCUGUUGUGGUCAUCAUCAUUUAUCUCUACCAUCACAUCCACAACAAUUAUGUUGCAAUUAUAAUCAAACUAGUGUGAUACCAUCACAAAUAUCGAACAGUAAUAUGCCACGAUCGAAUGUUGAACAAAUUUAUGUUGGAUCUGAAUCCAUUGUAUAA
Messenger RNA from Didymodactylos carnosus, 2331 nucleotides. Lineage: Eukaryota; Metazoa; Rotifera; Eurotatoria; Philodinida; Philodinidae. The record is from the annotation of a GenBank genome assembly.